Molecule: messenger RNA, 844 nt
Organism: Astrephomene gubernaculifera
Lineage: Eukaryota; Viridiplantae; Chlorophyta; Chlorophyceae; Chlamydomonadales; Astrephomenaceae
Source: the annotation of a GenBank genome assembly
CGUGCCGCUGAGCGAUGAGGCUCUGGAUGCGGCAUUGAGGCUACUGGAGGAGCUCAUCGCUCUAGGCAGCCGCCUGGCUCCCCUGCUCCACUCCUCAACCUCCCCCAACACCGCCACCGCCACUGCCACCACCACAGCUAGCAGCGCCUCCCCCGCCCCUUCCUCCGGCCCCGCUUCCUGCUCCUCUUCCGGCGAGCUGGACGGCCCCGGGGCGCUGCUGCGCCUGCAUGCGGGCUGGGGUCUGCGGCCGGGGCUGCUGCGGCUGCUGCUGGGGCUGCUGAGUCACCACGGCGACAGCAUGCAGGUCCUGGAGGGGCUGCUGGUGGUGCUGGUGGAUUUCGGGCCCGCCGUACAACAAGCCAUCGCUGCCGUACCGCCGGCAGAGGCCGCCGCCGUCGCCGUACGGCUGUCGGAGGUACUGCAGGAGAGCAGGUGGUACGGCAACGACUGUACGACAGCGGAGGGAGCUCCGUCAGCGUCGUACGGAGUCCUUCAGUUGCAGCAGGGCGCAUGGUACCUGCUGGCAGCGGCGCUCCGGGGCAUCACCGCCGCCGUCGGCGAUGGCGUAGGUACGGCGGAGGCGGGUACGGCAAAUACGGCAGCAUGGAGGGCGCAGUGGCGGUGCCUAGGCCGUGUCUUGAAGGGCCUGCCGGACCUGCCUCGUCCCGAGGGCUGUGGCGGUUAUGUUCGCGCAUGUUGCACUGCGGGAGUUCGGGUGGCGGAGCUGCUGCAGCUACGGUUUGACGGGGCAGCGGUGGAGCGGGAGCCGGAGAGGCAUCAGCAGCGGCAGGAGCAGCAGCAGGGGGGCGGCAGGUUGGGAGGUAGAGCAGCUGGGGCUGGCAGU